GGCGGUCGUUACUGGCCCGAUGUGUCCCAUUCAGGCAUCUAUAACUGAUGCAAAAGACCGAAUCGGUGGCUGGAUGUUUGCGGUAUUGAUAGGGAUGGAAGUGAUGGGCGGCCAAGAUGGCGGGGUAAGGCGGACGAGACGAGUGAGACAACGCCCACUGAGACAGUCCUGAAUAUCAUCUGGAGGCACGAUUUCUGGUUUGUUGCCCACGUGUUGGGUUUCGUGGCCGAGGCGAGCAACAGGUCAGGCUGGUUCGGAGUUCAAUGGACGCCAAUGUCGAAGCGUUUUGCACGGGAUAUGGCUUGAUGGUUGGAUGGGCGAGCUCACAAUCAUCGGAGAUACGGGCAUCUCGUCGGUCAUUUCUUUGACCAAGCCUCCAGUUUGCUCUCGUUGUCUAGGUGAAGAUGGCGAUGACACGUCCGACGGUGCUGAAAGCGGGAGAGGCGCGCAGAGGAUCGACAUAGGCCAUCGCACGGGUGGGAUCCCGUAUCGGGUUCCCGAAUCGGGUUCCCGAGGACUAUCGACAAGCUCCGGCCAGGUGCUAUUGGAUCAAGCAGACGAACGAGCGACAUGGGGCCUGGGCAAUUGGGCGACCAUCAGAGCGGAUGGGACGGAAAGCGAGUUGGGAAUGGCGCUAAGGCUAGCCUGGUGGCAGACGGUCGAAGUCGCUCUCCGUUCGCCUGCCUGUCUCGUCGAUGAGAGCGAAUGGCAUAGGUCGACAGGGAUUGGAGAAAUGGAGAGGAGCAAAAAGGCAAUGGUCGGGGAUGUCUGCAAGCUGGUGGAGGAGCGAGAAAGCAACGUGCUGUCGCACGGCUCAGCAGUAACCUGGGUUCGGAGAAGGCCGAUAAGAAAGCCAAGGAGGUUGCUAAGACUGGGGAGAUGCAUAGGGGCCGAUGAUAUGGGCAUUGGCUCUCGGGCUGAGCUCCGUCCGAAUUUCCAGGCGCGAUAUUAGUGUUCACGAUAGAACGGAAAUUCCGGUGCGUCUUGCUUCCCCAGCGUUCUUCGGAGGCAAGGGCCGAGAUCUGAAAAUGGUCACAA
Molecule: messenger RNA, 1038 nt
Organism: Colletotrichum phormii
Lineage: Eukaryota; Fungi; Ascomycota; Sordariomycetes; Glomerellales; Glomerellaceae
Exons: 2
Coding region: 314-952 (212 amino acids)
Source: RefSeq, a predicted model, not a curated record